AACGGGCACUCCAAGCACGCCUGUCCACGUCAUCAAGCGCAGCACAGGUGGGAGUCACUCGAACCGCCAUCGUGGACCCAAUCGCCAUGUCCACGCCCAUCUUGGCGCGUUGUUAGCACCGCCUCCGCUCGGCCAGGCUGUCUUUAUCACACACCCUUUUAUUCCCCGGCGAGAUAGACUCUCAAAUCAUUGCGCUCCUCCAUCGGCACUGAAACCCUAAUUUUAUUCGCUGCAACCAGAGACUCCAUAUUGACCGUACAAUACGACGUCGUUUUUUGUUUGGCCACAGGAUCGUCAAUGGCGGAGGAUCGGAACGGUGAUCUGAGCGAGGCCAGUGACUAUACGUCGGAAGACGAAGGAACGGAAGAUUACAGGCGAGGAGGGUACCAUGCGGUUCGGAUCGGGGAUACCUUCAAGAAUGGGCGCUAUGUGGUGCAGGCCAAGCUCGGUUGGGGACAUUUCUCAACCGUGUGGCUCGCUUGGGAUACUCAAAAAUCCAAAUACGUCGCUUUGAAAGUUCAAAAGAGUGCUAAGCAUUAUACUGAGGCAGCCAUGGAUGAGAUAACCAUACUGAAACAGAUUGCUGAGGGAGACCCAGAUGACAAGAGAUGUGUUGUGAAGCUUUUGGAUCAUUUUAAGCAUUCUGGGCCAAAUGGGCAACAUGUGUGUAUGGUUUUUGAGUACUUGGGGGAUAAUCUUUUGACCCUUAUCAAGUAUGCUGAUUACCGAGGAACUCCCCUACACAUGGUUAAAGAAAUUUGUUUUCAUAUUUUAGUAGGCCUGGAUUACUUGCAUCACCAGCUUUCAAUUAUACACACUGAUUUGAAACCAGAGAAUGUAUUACUUUUAUCCAUGAUUGAUCCAUCAAAAGACCCAAGAAAAUCGGGUGCUUCUCUUAUCCUUCCAACUAGCAGGGAUAAAAUUGUAUCUGAGCCUGCAGCUUCAAAAGAUACUAAGAAUAUGAAUGGGGAUUUAACAAAGAACCAGAAAAAGAAAAUCAGGCGAAAGGCUAAGCGGGCGGCUCAAGGUUGCAUGGGAAAAGAAGCUUCUGACGAUCCUGAGCUAGAUGCCAAAGCUCCUGAUUCAGAAGAUUCAAAUAAUGAUGCAAACUCAAAUGGGGAUUCUGUUGAGGAGCAACAAAAUAGUUCUGUGAUAAAGAGUAGCUCAGUGAACACUGAUGAUGUAAAGGAUGUCCGACGAGAAAAUCAGGGUCGUAGGAGAGGGAGCCGUUCCACUAGGCAGAAGCUGUUGGCUGAGGUUGAUCUGAAGUGCAAAUUGGUUGACUUUGGGAAUGCUUGUUGGACGUAUAAACAAUUUACAAAUGAUAUUCAGACAAGGCAAUAUAGGUGUCCAGAGGUUAUCCUUGGAUCUAAAUAUUCAACUUCAGCUGAUCUAUGGUCCUUUGCUUGCAUUUGUUUUGAGCUGGUAACUGGAGAUGUUCUUUUUGAUCCUCACAGUGGUGACAACUAUGAUAGGGAUGAGGAUCACUUGGCGCUGAUGAUGGAGCUUCUUGGAAUGAUGCCGCGCAAGAUUGCAUUAGGUGGUCGCUAUUCCAGGGACUUCUUCAACAGAUAUGGGGAUUUAAGGCACAUCCGUCGGCUGCGAUUUUGGCCUCUUAAUAAGGUUCUUACAGAAAAGUAUGAAUUCAGCGAGCAAGAUGCAAAUGAUAUUGCUGACUUCCUUGUUCCCAUACUUGAUUUUGUCCCUGAAAAGAGACCAACUGCGGCUCAGUGCCUUACCCAUCCAUGGAUUAAUGCUGGCCCUCGACUUCGUGAGCCCUCCAUUGCUAGCCUUCCCAAGGCCACAGAUGGUGGUGUUUCUGAGAAGAGGGAGAGGGAUGAGAGGGAGGCCAUGGAGGUUGGAGUGGGGAAUAUAGCUAUUGAUGGACCUUCGAAGUCAGACAAAGAACCCCAAUCUAUACAAAAACUACAGAAACAGAGCUAGAAGUUUUUAGUAAGGAAUGUUUUCUCUCUUGAUAUCCGAUUGGAGACCAUGUGAGAUGACCUCGAAGUAUUUGGUCUUUAGUGUGGGUGAGAAGGUUAGUGGCUUCAUCAGUUACAUAAGAGUACCCUUGUCAGGCAUUUUCUAACCUGAAGAUGCUUUUGUCAAAGCUUCCCUCCGCGAUCAACGGAUCCAAUUCUGUAUUUUUUGGCCUUUUGUACAAUGUAUGAUUGAUUGUGCUGGGUGAUGAUUCCUGUAUCAAACCCUUACAUCUGCCUUUUUUUUUUAUAAUACAUUUGUUGGAUGAAAAGUGUAUAUUUGAUUUUGAGUUUUUUGUUUUUUGGCCACUCUGCUCGCUUAUAAGAUGUAACACACUAGUGGCGAUUCGCCCUUCCUGCUUCAGAACUUGCACAAUUUUCUUGUA
This is a messenger RNA of Vitis vinifera (wine grape), 2365 nucleotides long. RefSeq lists its product as uncharacterized. Gene Ontology annotation, biological process: protein phosphorylation; spliceosomal complex assembly; regulation of mRNA processing. The record is from RefSeq and is a predicted model, not a curated record. The transcript is spliced from 4 exons. Gene Ontology annotation, molecular function: ATP binding; protein kinase activity. Bases 298 to 1944 code for a protein of 548 amino acids. NCBI's taxonomy places the organism in Eukaryota, Viridiplantae, Streptophyta, Magnoliopsida, Vitales, Vitaceae.